UCUCUUCUAGCUGAUUUCAAUCCUCGUUCCAAGAGAAGAGCAAUAAUAUUAUACGGUGUUGCCUUGGCUUAAAUGGUCAAUGACAUGCCUUAAUGUGAUUGGAGCAUCGCUAAAUUCUUCCUUUAUGCAGGUACCUGGCAACCUUGUUGAAGAUAUAAGACCGAGGAAAAUAUAUAGAAUGGGUGAACUGACUGUAGAGCAUUCUGAGGAUCAGAAAUUUGAGUCGAAGAAGUUGGAGACCUUGGAGACCAUCAUAUGUGAAGAUAAAAAUAGCGAGAUAGCUGAUGUUGGAAAAGUGAAUGAUUUUCUAGAGAAGGGAUGCUCACUCUUUGGAUGUUCACAUUAUCGGCGGAGGUGCCGCAUCAGAGCUCCGUGUUGUAAUGAAAUCUACGAUUGUCGCCAUUGUCAUAAUGAGGCAAAUAAUAGUAUCAAUGUGGACCAGAAAGAUAGACAUGACAUGCCACGCCAUGAAGUCAGUCAGGUGAUCUGUUCCCUUUGUGGCACUGAACAACAGGUCCAGCAGUUCUGUAUAAACUGUGGUGUGUGCAUGGGGAAAUACUUCUGUGCAACAUGCAAGUUGUUUGAUGAUGAUACGUCUAAAAAGCAAUACCACUGCAGUGGAUGUGGAAUAUGCAGAAUUGGAGGGAGUGAAAAUUACUUUCACUGCUACAAGUGCGGUUGCUGUUACUCUAUUUUGCUCAAGAAUAGCCACCCUUGUAUAGAAGGAGCAAUGCAUCAUGAUUGCCCUGUCUGUUUUGAGUAUUUAUUCGACUCAAGGAAUGAUGUGACUGUUAUGCCAUGUGGACACACGAUUCACCAGAACUGCUUAAAGGAGAUGAGAGAUCAUUUUCAAUAUGCUUGCCCCCUUUGUUCAAAGUCCGUUUGUGAUAUGUCCAAGGUCUGGGAGAAAUUCGAUUCGGAGAUUGCUGCAACACCGAUGCCAGAGCAGUACCAGAAUAAGAUGGUGUGGAUUCUUUGCAACGACUGUGGGAAAACCUCUGAGGUGCAAUUCCAUGUAGUGGCUCAGAAGUGCUUGAACUGCAAGUCCUACAAUACUCGCCAGACGAGAAGCUGAGAUUGCUUGCAAGGAGUCCCAACAUCGACUCGAUGAAUCAUGGCUUUGUCCAAGUCCAAUGUGCUUGUUGGUGGUUUCCAUUUUCUCCUCAACAUCCUUACUUGAAAUGAGUUCAUGGUAAUUGCAUCGAGCGAGUAGCACUUCCGCUGCGAUUUGUACCUUUUCGAAUGAGCUGGCAUCCGGGGCUAUGGCAGAUUGCCUAUCGGAUGUCUAUUUGGGCUUUCAGUGGUAGCUGAAGGUAAAUCCUGUUUCGAUGGGCUGCAUUUGAUGUGGGGUUUCCCCAAAAGAUAGUUCUUUGUAUGGAUCGACUGGUCAAUGUUGACUAUUCUUUCAAUGGUCAUUCAUAAUUCCAUUUGCGGGUCCCUA
Messenger RNA from Rhodamnia argentea, 1441 nucleotides. RefSeq names its product probable E3 ubiquitin-protein ligase RZFP34. Gene Ontology annotation, cellular component: nucleus. The record is from RefSeq and is a predicted model, not a curated record. Lineage: Eukaryota; Viridiplantae; Streptophyta; Magnoliopsida; Myrtales; Myrtaceae. The coding region runs from base 80 to 1075 and encodes 331 amino acids. Gene Ontology annotation, molecular function: zinc ion binding; ubiquitin protein ligase activity. The transcript has 12 exons. Gene Ontology annotation, biological process: ubiquitin-dependent protein catabolic process; protein ubiquitination.